Molecule: messenger RNA, 477 nt
Organism: Dermacentor andersoni
Lineage: Eukaryota; Metazoa; Arthropoda; Arachnida; Ixodida; Ixodidae
Product: calcium-activated chloride channel regulator family member 3-like
Source: RefSeq, a predicted model, not a curated record
AUGCUUAGAAUAGCUGCCACCCUCCUGUGUUUUCUGACAACUGCGGCGUCACUGGACAUCGACACGUCGGACGGAGGUUACAAGGACAUAUGGGUUUCCAUCAGCGAAAGCGUUCCUUACAACGAGUCCAUCGUUGAGAACAUCAAGGCUCUGUUCCGGUCUUCGUCCGAGCUCCUGCACAAGGCCACCAAUGGGCGCGUCUACUUCAAGCACGUGACCGUCGAGGUUCCCAAGACCUGGCCGAAGAGAGGCAGCGCCCGCGCCCUGUCGUCCGGCUUCUUCGACAGGAGCGACGUGCGCGUCGACCAGCCCACCGCGCUGCACGGGGACAGGCCGUUCACCGUGCAGAAGAGACGCUGCGGAGAACCCGGAGACUUCAUUCAAGUGACGCCCGCGUUUCUGGCCGCCAUUGGCAACUCGACGGCAAAGAAAUUGGAGAACGCAGGCAAGCGCCAUUUCCGCAUUUUUAGUAUAUGA